Megalops cyprinoides (Indo-Pacific tarpon) is the source of this 2221-nucleotide messenger RNA. RefSeq names its product coiled-coil domain containing 170 (gene ccdc170). NCBI's taxonomy places the organism in Eukaryota, Metazoa, Chordata, Actinopteri, Elopiformes, Megalopidae. The transcript has 11 exons. Bases 1 to 2205 code for a protein of 734 amino acids. The record is from RefSeq and is a predicted model, not a curated record.
AUGCCAGGAAUAACGACGCGGGCGGACUCCGCCCCUCCCCCGGAUGACGUGGCGGUGCGGGAACGCCUGGCCCACUACCAGCAAGCCGCGGAGACUGCGCGGAGCGAGCUGGCCGCCCUGCAAGCUAAACACCAGAGCGUCCAAUCACAGCUGCUGGAGGCCCGGGCCAGGCUGGCGUCCCGGGAAGCUGCGGUUCAGGAGCUGCGGGAGGAGCUGGAAGGGUACAAGGAGACAAGCGCCAGGCAGGGCUCUGUGGUCAGCAGCCUGCGGGAGCGGGUCCGGGACGCGGAGCAGGAAAUCGGGGCUCUGACCUCCGCCAAGUCCCGGCUGGACACCACCAUGCAGGCGCUGACUGCGGAGAACCAGGAGCUCAGGGGGCGGGGCCUGGAGCUGGAGAGCCAAUCACAAGAGUACCUGAACGGAUGGAACAAGACAAAGGAGGAAGCCUCAGAGAGUGAAAGGAGAUACCAGGAGUUUGUGUUCAAACUGGCUGUAAGGAUGUCCACAGAUCUAACAGGAAAAGGGGACCCACUGGAUUUUAUUGCGUCUCAGGUGGAGUCGCUCUGUCAGCAGCGUGAGGGACAGAGAGGAAAGAUCCGCACCUUGGAGGAGAACGUAGAGGCCCAGGAGGUGGAGUGCAGGGCCAGCAGGGAGACGGUGAUGAGGCUGGUGGCCGAGGUAGGCCGCGAGCGGGGAGAGGCCGCCACACGCGCCAAGGAGCUGGAGUCACUGAAACAGGAGUUUGACAGGGUCUCACUGGCUAAGAGGAACCUGGAGGCGGAAAACCAGAGCCUUCAGGAGAGGCUGCAGGCCAGCCAGAGAGCCCUGGCGGCCUCCAGACAGGAGCUGGGCAGCCUGGAGAGGCGCUCCCAGGAGCUAGACGGCAGCCUGCGGGGCAGCCAAGGCGAGGCCCAGGCUUUGCAGGCCCGCCAGCACGCGUUCAGGGAGGAGGUGGCAGCGCUGCUGGGAGGGCCGCGCUCCACGGCGCCCCCUACAGAGGAUGACCUGCGAGAGAGACUCAGAGAGCUGUGCAGCCAGGAGAAGAGUGGGAGAGAGAGCUUGUUGGAGAUGGAGCAAAAACUGGCUCGAGUGUCGAAAAAGCUGGCAGAGCAGGAGGAGCUCCACCAGGGGGCGCUGCAGAGGGCUCAGCUGGCGGAGCAGCAGGUCCGGGAGCUGGGGGGCCAGCUGCGGGGGCUGGAGGUGGAGUUACUGUCCGGGGAGGUGGUCCGGGACGGGCUCAGACACGGCAGGCAGCAAUUUGAGCGCUUCCUGGAGCAGCUGUCGGAGAAGAUGAAGCUGGCCGCGGUGGCCGCAGACCUGGGCUUUGAUAUGAGGCUGGAGGCCAUUCUGUCUCGCGCGGAGCAGCUGGUGAAGCAGGAGGUGGCUGCCCUGGUGGAGAGCAAGACCCUGGCCCACAGUCUGCAGCGAAAGCUGAAGGCCCAAAAGGAGCGGCUGGAGAGCAAGGAGCUGCACGCGGACUUGCUGCGCAGGAAGGUGGCCCAGCUGGAGGAGGAGAAGAGGAGCCGCUCCGCCCUGGCGGUGGAGCGAGACGACGCCCACCUGGCGGCCAGGAAGCUGCAGAAGAAGGUGGAGCGUCUGCAGGAGGAGCUGGGCUCCAUGCGCCUGUCAAACACGGAGCUCAAGGCUCAGCUCGCCCACACCAAUGAGCUCAAGAUCAAGGUGAUGGAGCAGAGCCAGACCAUCACGGAGCAGAGCAGGAGCCUGGGCGAGCUGGAGGAGGGCAAGGUGAGGGCGGAGAAACGUCUGAGCACGGCCAGGACCGAGCUGGAGACCAGAGGGCUCCGCUCCAUGCAGGAGCAGCAGCGAACCCAGAGCCUGCUGGACGGCCACGCCAGCGAGCUGAGGACCCUCAGGCACACCGUGGACGAGCUCACCAAGACGGAGAGACAGCUGACUGACUUCCGCAGGGUGGUGUCGGAAAUGCUGGGUCUGGACGCCAGCUCCCUGGCCGUCCCAGACUACGAAAUCAUCAAGCGUCUGGAGUGGCUGCUCCACCCGUACCACCACUACCACCAUCACCACCCCCACCUUUCCCCGGACACCCCCUGCCACCGUCCGUCACAGCAGAACCCCAAUCUCUCCCUCAGUCAAAAGGACCACAGCACUGGCUCCGCCCCCUCAGAGACCCCUCCCAUUGCUGCCCUCAAAGCCCUCCCACCGGCCUCCACAGAGGCUUCAACCUAAAGGCCUGAGGCCUGUC